This is a messenger RNA of Epinephelus lanceolatus (giant grouper), 6326 nucleotides long. RefSeq names its product family with sequence similarity 131 member Bb (gene fam131bb). Lineage: Eukaryota; Metazoa; Chordata; Actinopteri; Perciformes; Serranidae. The record is from RefSeq and is a predicted model, not a curated record.
AGCACAGGAGAGCAAGAAAAAGAAGCUAGAGCCGAGAGAAAGAGAGAGUCGCAGGAGGAAGAGGGAGAAUGCACGGUGUCUGGGUAACACUUCCACGCUUGUAUCCAGGGCCUUUGUGAAUACACCAUGGGAUGCAUCGGCUCCAGGAGACUGACGGGAGAUGGCGUCCCAGUCCAGAAGGAUGGGGAGCAGCAUGGACGUUCAGAAUUUUCAUGGGAAGGAAUCAAUCUGUCUAUGGAAGACACCACGUCAAUCCUGCCUCGGCUCAAGAGGAACUCAAACGCCUAUGGCAUCGGCGCUUUGGCUAAGUCUUCUCUGUCAGGUGUGUCAGGUGUUAGUCGCACGAUGAAGGAGAGAGUCACCAAGCCUACAGCCAUGGCCCAGGGUCGCGUCGCUCACAUGAUUGAAUGGCAAAACUGGGGCAUGCAGACGGUGGGCGCAGGGGGCAUCCCCCAGGCCCGCAUCAGCACCCAGGAGCGGGAGAAGGAGCGGCGGUUAGAGAAAGAUGCCUACAGUGACCUCAGCGACGGAGAGAAGGAGGCUCGUUUCACUGCAGGUAUCCUGCAGCAGUUUGCGAUCUCGGAGGCCACGCUCCUAGCCUGGUCGUCGAUGGAUGGAGAGAGCCCGCGGUCGGGGUCGAACCAGGGCAGUGUGGCUCAUCUUAGCGAGGUCAACCAGGAGAGCAUCACCAGUCGAGAUCAGAUACUGCACCACUCCUCAGCAGAGGUGUGGCCUCACACAUACGUCUCCCAGGGCCACUACUGCCUCUCCUCCUCUGAUGCCUGGGAGCCAAUCAACAACGAUCCCUCCAACGUGGCCUCUCCCCCUGCCGGCACCUACGUCAUGGGGACCGAAGGGUACGACGGGCAGGCAGCGGCUCACUUCCUGUCGCAGCAACAGCAACAGCAGUUCGCUCUCCAGCAGCAGAGUCAACUACAACAGCUGCAGCAGAUCCAGCAGAUCCAGCACUACCAGCAACAGCAGCUCCUGCAGUAUCAGCAACAACAGUCGCUGGAGCACAGGCUGCACAGUGCCAACCACUCUUUGCAAGCCACGCCCAACAGCACCAUCCACAGUCUGGUCCAUCCCGCUCACCCACCAUUGGUUGAUCUGUGGAACACGGGGCAGAUGGAGGCCUAUCAGACGGACGCUGGAGGCUACAUGGGUGUGGCAGCGGUGGUGGAACCGAGCCUCUGUGUUCCCACUGGAGAGGAGAUGGUGGGAACAGAACACUCCCCGCUACUGGAGCAGCAGGAGGAGGAGGAGGAGGUCAAGGAGGAAGAUGUGGCACUGUGCAUGGAGCCAGAGUUGGCCUCGUUGACUCCGCCCACGCAACAAGGGGAUGCCUCUGGUGGCAGUAGUCCGGGGCAACCGCCGGCAGAGCCAAUCACAGAGCGGAAGUCCUCCGAUGUCACCUCCAGCCUCGUUCAGACGCUAGAGGGGAAUGAAGAGGAGGAGGGGCAGGGGCCAGCUGCUUCCAUGGCAACCAACUGAGUACCUGGCUGUCAAGAGACACCCUAUUACAAACUGACCGGGAAGUCAGCGAGGAAUGAGCGUAAUAAUACAGUAUAUAUCUAUUAAUCUGUUCCUUUUCAGGUAUCAAAAAACUUUUUGGUUGCGAGCAAAUUCAAAAAUGGUGAGAAACAGAUCUGGAGGUGGACUCACAACGAGACAGGAGCUGAUGCAACAAAGGACACCUAUUUCUUUGUAAGCCUUACAUCCCAAAGGUAACUGAAGAGAGGAGUGAGGACGGAGACACUGAAGAGGAGGAGGAGGAGGAUGAGAAGGAGGAGGAGCACCAACUGGCUGAGACAUUUCCAUCAGGAAAACGAAACCACGCAAAGAGGAAGAGGAAGGGGAAAGUAAACAUGCAUGCUUUUUAUGGAGACAAGCAACUCGACCAUGUCAUCGUCUCAUAAUAAUAAUGAAUCAUAAUAAAAACAUUACAAUAAGAGUAAUUUUGUAAUAAAGUAAAAAAAAAAAAAAAAAAGAACAAAUCUAUGUAUAAGUGUAUGAUAUACGUUUUCCUGUGGGAGAACUACUCUGUUUACAGCUGUUACUCGACAUAUUAGAUAGUGUUUAAUCAAAUUAAUUUUCCUUUUGCAUCGAACACAUACACUUUAAAAACGGCAACUCAAAAAAUAUGUCAUGUGUAAUUACAGAAGUCGGAGAAAAAUGUCAGCAUUUCAGUGAAAUGCAGAUUGACCCUCUAAAAUAAUCUAUGACGUUGUGGCACCAGGAUGCCCGAGGCACAACCCAGGGACAGGCGUGUCCUGCUGACUGCACACACUAAACUGCACAGAUAAGGAUUGUACUGUAAGAUAGUGUGCUUCCUACUCUGUCUCUCUGUAUGCAUGUUUCUUCAGAGCACUAUGGAGUACCUGUACUAUACAGCACUGUAUAGACUUUGCACUGAACCAUAGUAUCCCAGGUGGGGCCACAGUGGGCCCGGGCAAUGAGUUUCAUGGCGGAGAAAUAAAGACAGAGCUGCAUGAGCGAAUCUCUUUUGCACUGAUGCAAUCCAACAGAUCAGAGGUUGCCUUUGGACUGUUGACGUUCACCCAGUUCCCACUCUGAAAGCUUUCCACCGACAACCAAAACCGAGCCACUUAACAACACAGACCCUCAGCUGCUUUUUUUGUUUCUCUCUCUCUCUCUCCGUAGAGGUAGUCGCGUUAAAUCGAGGAUGAUAACCACUAUUUGAAUGUACUGGAAGACAGAUGGCAGUACAUGAGCGCUUGCUUUUUGAUGUCUCCUCGCAGUCCGCAUGGGAGAGAGUCUUUCCUAGGAAACAAAGAUAAACGAGCGAGUCUUUCAAACGUGUGGGAGGGAGCUGUUGAAAAAGGAUUCACUGCUGGCUCCACCACACACACAAACACACACAUACACACACACACACACACACACACACAGAAAACACACAGAUAUCUAAAUUGUAACCAGCAAUAGGCAGACGACACACUGGUUUCCCAACAGACCAGUGUCAGCUCUGUCGUAUAACUGUAAAUAGUCUGAGUAUAUAGAAAUCGCCUCUCACUCACAGUCACAACUGUUCUAGUACAGUAUGAUUUCUUUAUUUUUUUACACCUCUCAGUCCCGCUUUAUUUUGGGAUUGCUCUCAAGCUUACAAUUUUUUUUUUUUUUUAACCGUUACACGAGGACAAAUGAAACGGAGGAAUGUUUGUGUUGUAAAUAAAGCCAACUGGAGAGUGUUUUUAUCUGGCGGAGGAAGACGGACAGGCGUAGGUCCAAGUUCACGGCGGGGGAAUUACAACCCGUGUGCUGCUCAAUCAGCCAAUCAGGGAAUAGAACAGAGGAGCGAACACUAGAGCCGAAGAGAUCGGUGUCUUCCUGCUCAUCGUGAUUACUGUGAAGCAGCUGCCUGGGGUGUGAUAGUGAUUCUAAUGAUGUUUGAGGAAGCAUUUGGUUUUUCUUUUUUCUUUCGCCUGAGGAAGAAUGGGUGUUUUUUUUUUGUUGUUGUUGUUGUUUUUUCCAGCGAGGAGUUAAACAGACAGUGAAGACUUUCUGUGCAUGACGAACUUCACCACACACAGCCACUGUUUUCAUCUUUUUCUUUUUCUCUCUGCUGGGGAGCACCUUCUCCUCUCACUUUGAUGAUUGUGUGAGAAACUUUUAAGAUAAACAACUAAAAAAAUAAUUGACUUGAAUGAAUUUAUUUAUUUAUUGCUUCUUUAUGCAAUGUUGGGGGACAAUGUUUAUUUUUCUACUGACUUGUUGAAAUCCCUUCCAGUAUAAGUUAGAAUAGAUGUCACGGUUGUAAAGCUGUCUUGUUUCGGUCUGGUUUUGAGCACUUUACACCAUGAAAAACACACCUUGUCAAGAGAUUAGAGAUGGAUAGUUUGGCAGCUCUCGAUUAUAACGAACCUAUCAUCGCUUUAUUUCACUGCAAGAUUCCCUGUUCAGUGACUCGUGAAAACAAGAGGGCUCAAAACUGCAAACAGAAUGUCUUUACACAGUGGCACAUAUUCAUUUAUUUAUUGAACAAUUACUCGGUGGGGAGGAAUAAUGUGACAGCUUGUACAGAGUCUAUAAUUUCAUGUAGGUACCGACCCUUCUGGGAGCAGUAUCUUUUUCUUUAUGAGUCAGUUUUAAAGACGUCAUGUGGUGGAAAGACUUGCUUUGUAUUUGUUGAGGCUAAUUCAGGGCUGGAAAGAGAUAUUAUAAGGAAACAUGCAUGAUGAAAAGACACUGCUUCAAUUUGGGUUCUUUUAUUGCUUUUUGUUUCUUUCUUUUUUUUUUUUAUUCAUCAGAACCUAAAUGAAUGAAUAAACUUAAUAACAAGAAGCCAAAUAUAUUUCUGUGGAUGUUAAGGUUUACUGAUCACAUCUUUGUUAACUGACUGGUUUGCAACAGAGUUGUUCCGAUACUGAUGCCAGUGUCCGAAAUACCUCCAAUACUGCCUACAGUGCUGGGUCAGCUAUUGGCGAGUACACAAUCUGAUACCGUAAGUUAUUAGUAAACUCAAAAGAAGUUUCACACCUGGUCAAAGAACUAUUGGCGAAAAAAAGCAGAUUGUUGUGUCUUGGCCAGAAAGUUGCACAUGAACACAUCGCAAACACUACAGCCAAGAGCCAACUGGCACGUACGCCUGCAUUACAAGAAAUACCUCCCCAAACCACCAGGUGGCGAACGUCUGUAUUCGUCAUUCAAAUAUGACAACCAGAAAUACCGACAAGACGGAUUCAAGAAGCUAGUUAGCACAUUAACACAGCCUGAUGUCGAAAGAACAAAUAAUUAAUAAAGUUAAUUUGUUAACUUACGUUCGGGAGCAGGGCCACGUCUCAACCACGUCUCUAUUUACCUGACAACCCUUCUUAUACCUGGUCAACCCAUCCUGCUCUGUUGGUCUCAGAUAUUCGACCCACCCUCCCUUCAUCCAUCAUCCUCCCUACCUCAUCUCUACCAACAUUCCUUCAUCCUCUCUUUCCUUGUCCCCUCACCUCUUCUUAUUCAAUCUGGUGCAUACCUCUCCCAUGUCUCAUUCUAGGUACUGUCCAGGGGGCCUGUAAUCAGCUCCGGUGGAGAAAUACAAGUCUCCCUCUGCCUGGUCUCCAGUACAUCCUCCCAGAUCAAUCUAACAGAAGACAUUCCUCUUCCACCUUCACCCCACACUUACAUCUAUUCACCAGUCCUCACGACAUAUUGUUGUGGCGUGGUCCUUACUCGUGAAUGAACCGUUAUUGCUAAAGACCUUGAUGGCUAAAAAAAAUGUUCUUACCUUAUUUAACACCAUCUUGACUUUAAAUGUUUUUACUGUCUUCACUUUAGUUUCUCUUCUCGUGCACUGAACUGAACUGCCAAUCAGCUCCAAUACGAUUAAACAUGCGGCCACCUGUCAGCUUGGUGUGUCAGGGCAUUAAAACACUAGCCAGCACAACAACUACUGUCUUACAUCGGCAAAGCGGAACUGAUUUCCGGUAAACAGUGUAACGUUUGGCGACCUCUAUGGCGUUCUUUCUCUGUAUGCAUUUGUUCAUGUUUUACAGAGGGUUUAACCUGAGCCAUGACAUUAAAUGAUAGUAAUCAUUUCAUUUUUUUAUGCAAUGGUAUUGGAUUGGUACUCGGUAUUAGCAAGUUUGCAAGUUCAGGAAUCGAAGUCAGUAUUGGGAAGGGAAAAAUGGUAUCGGAACAUCUCUAGUUUGCAACCGAGUUCCUCUUUUUGUAUAAUUCUACUGCCAUCCUCCAGAGUUACAGUAACUUGUCUGCAGGCAUGACGCUCAAAAUCUGCUUCUGGUCCUCUGCCUUUCUCCUCUCUCUUUCUAUCUCUUUGUAUCUGUUAUGUAUAUUUGUGUCUGUCUGUAUGUCUGUCUCUUUGUCUGUCUGUGUACAGUAAGUCGUCUUGUUGGAAGAAUCACUGCCUGGAAAAAAAAAAAAAAAAACAAGUUUUCACAUCAACCAAAGGGGAUUUGAGGCAAUCAGACAUGUAACAUAGAUAUGAUUUGGAAAUGUGUUGCAAUAAUAAUAAUAAAAAAAAAAGUAACCGCUGUAAAAAAUGCUGUUAAAAUUGGAUGGCUUCUGUAAAAGUCUGUAUUAAAUUGGAAUUAUUUGUUUUGAGAUGAGGCAGUGUGACUUGUGAUACCAGUGUACACUCACACCUAUGCAUGCUUGUUGGACGGUUGUCACAGGAUGGUUCUUCCACGUGGUCCCCCCUCUCUCCCCUCUUCUGUCAACAACUCUGUUUCUUCCUGUUUCUCUUCCUUUUUCCUGCACGACAGAACCUCCUACACCCCCUCCAGCUCCUUUACCUGUCUCCUCUUCUUUUCCUCUGGUGGAGAAAGAGCAAAUAAACAAACCAACGAAUGGCA